AUGUCUGGCAAAUGUAAUGGUGUACAAUCCAAAGUAAAAAACAAAUUUCCCUAUGCCAUUUACACCCAUUGCAUGGCCCAUCGUAUGAACCUUGUAGUUAUAGAUAUGUGCAAAAUUGUAAAGGAAACUAGAAUUGUUUUCAAGACAAUAGAAUCAUUGUAUAAGCACUUUUCUCAUCCUACUAAAAAUAAAACUCUAGUUACUAUGCAAAGGAAAUUAGGAGUUAAAAUAUCAAAAAUAAAUUCUCUGAGUGAUACAAGGUGGAAUUGUAGAUGGAAAAACUGUAUACUUUCAAUAAUGCAAAAAGGAACAUUUGUUAUUUUUCUAUUCAUUUUACAACAUGUAUUAUCGUCUAUAAAUAUACUUAGAAACAAGUUUCAAGAUAAAUCUGCUACAUUGGGUGAAGCGGCUAAUCUAAUAAACAGCGUAAUACUAAGUUUUGAAAAUGCUAGAUCUACCAUUGGCUUUAGUGACUUGUGGUUAGACAUAAAAACUUUUUGUGAUAAAAAUAAUGUUAAACUAAUACUACCUUUUCAAACUCAAGCAUCUAAGCGAAUAAGGCGUGAACCCAGUGUUUUUGAUGAUUACAUUCUAACAACUACUACUUCCGCAGAAUCAUUUAAUAGUACUGAAACAAAUAGUACAUCAGUUGAAAAAUACUAUUGUGAUUUAUUGGAUGUUAAAAGUAUAAGUGUUCAAUCAGAAAUGCAUGUUGUGAAGAACUACUUACAUUUAUCAACUGGCAAAAGCAGUAUUAAUUUCGAAGAUUUGACUUCAGUACUUUCCAAAAAUAUAUACCCUAACAUGUACAAGCUUAUGCAAGUUGCACUUACUCUUCCUAUAAGUUCGGCAACAUGUGAACAGAGUGGCUUUGAUAUGCAAUAA
Molecule: messenger RNA, 885 nt
Organism: Aphis gossypii (cotton aphid)
Lineage: Eukaryota; Metazoa; Arthropoda; Insecta; Hemiptera; Aphididae
Product: zinc finger MYM-type protein 1-like
Exons: 6
Coding region: 1-885 (294 amino acids)
Source: RefSeq, a predicted model, not a curated record